GAGUGCACGAAGUUUGUUUACGCCCGUGCUUUACAGUCCGGCGUUUGAACGUUUGUUUUCGUUUGGUUUCUUUCUUCGUGUCCGUGUCGCGAGCUUCCCGUAACGCCGUGGUUUCCCAUCACGAUUAUCGGCAACCGCAGUAGAGUUUCGUUGCAUUGAACGUCGGUUGUGCUACAUGCAGUUGGCAAAAUGGCAGAGAAAAAGAUCAGCUUCGGUUUCAGUAAAAUCGCGAAAAAGGUAAACCUGCAAGCUGGACCGGCUGCGAUCAGUUCCGGCAAUGGCGGUGGCACUGCCAAAGGAAAAGAAGAUGAGAAGAUUGAAAUGAUCGCUUGUCUUGAAGGGCAGGCUAUUAGAAUUGUAGGGGAAGAAAACGGAGAGGAAGAACCGGCUCCUCUCGUCAUCCCCUUGAGGGAGCAGGAUAAAACAACAAUUCCUGUGCGUUUGGCAAAAUUGCAAAAAAUUAAAAACGAUCGCGAAACUGACCAAAGGGGUCCGAUUGGUGAGGAAACCCUCGAGCAGAAAGCUGCUCGUGAGUUGCUGGAAGCCGCCAAGGAGCAUAAAAACCACGUAACGGUGAAAAGUGAUGUGGUAAUUCCGCUUAAACCAGAGGAUUUACCACUCGAAGGUGGACAAGCUCCAUCGCUGGCAGAUUAUGAAGCAAUGCCACCGGAAAAAUUCGGCAUGGCAUUACUGCGGGGAAUGGGCUUUAAAGAAGACCCAAAUGCUCCGAAGCUAGUGGAUAAACUGCCGGAGGUGCGACCAAAGGGUAUGGGCUUGGGGGCAGAACGUGUGCCGAAGGAUGGAAACAGACAGUUGAUUCCUCCCGGCAAAGAUGAAGUGUUAGUGAUGGCGAAGGGUGCCUUUGUGAAAGUGUUGGCGGGAAAGCAUAAGGAUUCGUACGGAACGGUCGAAAGCCUCAAUGAAGACACAUCCCGUGUGUUGGUUCGCUUCGCACUGGGUGGAAACCAGGAAUCUCUGAACGAAUACCUGCUCCAGCUGGUCUCGAAGGCCGAGUAUAGCAAAUACUCCAAGGUGUUGAACAACGCCAAAUAUGAGGAAUUCAAAAACCGCACCACCGCGCCCAGCAGUGUUACUGUUUCCGUCAAAAAGGAAGAGCGCGACGAACGGAAGAUUAAAAGAGAGCCGUCGGAUUCACCUCCACCAAAGCUGCAGCCUUCCGGAUCCAGCAGACAGAAGGGGACAGAUUACCCCCAUCACAAGCACCGCCAUCGUGACAAAUCUCGAUCACCGUCUCGGCACGACAACCGCGAUCGGAGAGAUCGCCGGCGGGAAGACGAUCGCGAUGACCGUGACUCACGGCGCUACGCAAGCGAUCGAAACGACAAAAGAGAUCGUUACGAGCGCCGAUCCCGAUCCGACGACAGUGAUAGCGUAGAUCCUUCAACUGCUAGUAACUCGCCGGAAGACCGGAAUCGAUCGCGCCAUAAUCACAAAUCUUCCUCCUACGGUGGAAGAAGAACUUCUUCCGGUACGAAAAAGAAGUCCCACAAAUACAAGCAACGCCGAGAUCAUUCCAGGGAACGGCUUGCAGCCGGUCAUUCUAGCGACGAAGACGACCGGCACCACAAAAAGAAGACGAAGAAAAGCAAAAAGCAACGGAGUCGAUCCCGCAGCCGACGGUAGGAGAGGGUGCUUUACGUUUAUUCUGAUAACCAUGCCGCGUGACGUUCGUUUGUGACAGGUUGUUGUAAGAGUGACGAUAAACUGUGUGCAAGUGGUAAAUCAUCCCUCCAGCAUUGGAUGUAAACUAUAUCAUCCGAAAAUUCGAUUUGUAGUGUGGGAGUAGAUUUGGAGGGUUUGCCAAAAUCUGUUAAUUAGCUGAUUUGGAAGAUUGCCAGUUCGAUGGAAUUGGUCGUCGGAAUGUGACAAGUUUCAUUUGGUUCGAGACGAUAAAGUCGUUAGAUUGGUAAUUUGACUUUUAUACACCUAUUGCACACUAAUUGCAUUUAAAAUAUUACCAUAAUUGUUUGUCACAUACCUCAGGCCGAAUCUAUAAAUCGCAAAUAGAAUAGCAUUCUUAGUCAAUUAACAGGCUAAUUUAUUUAAAAUAGGAACACUUGGAUUGAUUGAAUUCUAAAGCAGUGAACGUCGAUCACAGCUGAGAUUCUUUUACAAUCUUAUCUGCACUGUUGCUAGUGUUGUUCAUUUUCGCUUUUAAUUCUGGUGCAUUUUCACUUUCACCACCGUCAUGCACGUAGCGCCGUACAAAUCCAGCCAGUAGGUCUGGUGAAACCGUUUUUGGAUCAUUUCGUCCGUAAACUAGGGUACAGCCCAAGGACACCACUAUUGUAACGGCAGCACCCAAAAAGGUAUACCACAUGUAGGAUAUUCGAAACAGUGGAAAAAUAUCACUGGAAAAGAAAUUAAAGAGUCAUUGAAUUGGACAUUUUAAAUAAUCAAGGAAAGUACAUACUCAGCAGUUAUUAAACUCGUCGUCGUAGCGUUGACUAACGAUCUGUCGAAGUUGUAACUGCACUCUUCUACGGACAUUUGCUUGUGAGGGAAAAUUAUCGCCCCGGUUGCUACCGCAUAUUGGGCCUUUAAACUUAACCAAGACAUGAACAGCACACCAACAAUUCCACCGGUGAGGGCACUCUUAAAAAAAACUGAAAUUAGUUCAACGACUUCCUUCAAGCCAUGAUCUUCACCUUUGACUCCACCCAUGGUACUAGUAUUCCCAGCGUAAACGUCCCCAGCAGGGGUCCAUUUGUUAUAGCCUCUAAACUCAUAGUUAACUGCAAGACAGUUCCCAUUUUUUCCACCACGAAAACAAGUGCUGCGCACAGUGCCCCCACACCAACCACCACCGAUCGCAUGAUCCAAUUGAUCGCUCGUUGCGAGAGUGGCUUCUUGACGAAGGGUUUUACGAAAUCUUCUAAAAUGACCGCCGACAUAGAGUUCAAACAGGUCGACAGCGAGCUCAAGGCAGCGCUGAACACUCCAGCGACGAAAAGCCCUGGCAGUCCGGGCAGCUCUCCCAGAAUGUCCAUAACAAACAACGGAAGGAGUUGAUCCUUCGCUUUAGCCAACUGAAAAGUACCAACUUUAGCUUUCAAUAAACAACUGCUACAGUUGCGUGAUACUUACCUUUGUGGUCAAUGGAUCACACUUUUGAUAGGUAGCGUAGAUUAGCAAUCCGCAGUAACUGCAAAGCGACAUGACCAAGCACACUCCAACCACGAAAAUCCACAGAGCUUUUCGGCCAGCUUUUACCGAUGGCAGCGACAGAUAGCGUUGAAUCAUAUUCUGGCUAACGGCAUUCGUCUGCAGCCAAUACACGAAGCCUCCGAUCAUUUGAGACCAAAAUGUGUGCCGCGUUGUUGGAUUAAUGUCGAAGCUAAAAUUCACACAAAACUGAUAGUUAUCGUACGGAGUUGAUUUUAGCAUAAAAUCAGAAGCUUACUUACUUAGGCCUUUCCAAUCGGUUCGUGUCCCAGGCACUGCGAAACACGGUUUCAGCUCCUCCCAGGUCGAGAGUGCCCUUUACUGCAACCAGCACCAGUGCGCCGAACAUUGAAAAUGUUUGAACAACGUCCGUCCAAACGACAGCUUUAAGACCACCCUGGGAACGAAAAUCCCCGUCAUUUUUUCCUCAAUUUAGUUAAAAUCAAACUCUUCAAACUACAUAGACGUGCAGCAGAUCAUGCUCAGAUUACAGUGCAAAUUUCGUGCUUCUCAUUUUGGUUUAGAACUUGUAUAACAAUAGCAAAAAAAGGAGGUCAACCAUACCACACAAGUGUAAAACACACACACAAUACACACGAUGGGCGUGAUCACGUGGAUGUUCACUCCUGUCACUGUAGGAGAGGAAAGUUGUAUUGAACUUGGGUCAAUCGAAGAUUUCGGUGAGCUGUUCUUGCUUCAACUUACCUUGAUUAAACGCAAGUGCGGGUACGUAAAUGACAAUCGGUAGAUAGCCGAUCUGAAAUAACCGAUAACCUGUCAGUUUGAAACUUAUCUCUACUCUCGGGAUGCAUCCACACUUACAUUCAUAAUAGUGAACAUAAUCGAGCCGAACAUUCGCAAGCGGCGAUCGAAGCGUUUCUCCAGGUACUGCAAAAAAUCAUGUGUUAAAAUGAGUGAUCGAAUCUGGAACAUAAACGACUCACCUCGUAAGUGGAUGUAAUGUUGAGCUUGUGAAACACGGGCAAAUAGAUGUAUCCCAUAACGAUGCCCAUGGCUGCCACGCCUAGCGCUACAUAGACGUACUGGAUACCAAAAGAGUAUACUUCGGUGGGUAGGCCAAGCAGUGUGAUGCCAGAGAUGAAACUGAAACAUUGAAAUCGUACCUACAGUUAUUUAGUAGUCGAUAAUUCAUUGAACUUCACUAAACAUUUUCCAGCUUCAAGAUUGCAUAUAAAUUAUGUAGUUCCGUAUAAGGGCAAAGUAUGAUUGUUUCGAAAAUUGCAACUAUUUUCACUUAUUCUAAUUCUUCUAAUUUUAUACGUCUCAAAAGAGAACAAUUCAUCAAUCCGAAGAGAACAGACUGUAAGCCUUUAAGGACACACUUGGAAUGCAACGCAAUUGCGAAAAGCGCUGUCUGAAAACCACACAAUAAUUGGUCUUUGGCGAUUGAAACUUUAAACCCAUGAAGUUUGCAGGAUUAGAUGGCAUUGAACCAAUCUUCUUACGAAAAUCGGACGGAGCCAUCAUUGCCGAACUCAAUUCAAAUUCUAGACAGUUGGCGGAAAGUUACGAUAGUGUGUAUGUUUAUACCAAAGGUGGGCAAAAGAGUUUCAUGUUGCCCAGAGGCAGGGUCUGACUUAAACCCUUCUCAAGGGAGAUCGAAGCAAACUGUGACCGCGAGUGAAAUGAAAUUGUUUGCGCAAAAUCGCCAAUAUUUCUCGGUUUAGCAAGCCUUUAUGCUUUUUAUACAUAAAGCUUACUUUCCAUCACAGACUAGGAGAUGCAGAGGUAAACUCGGUCUCUGACAACAACGUCUGUUGUUACACCUCCUUUCUUACCCUUACGACUGCAGUGCAGGAACGUAGCCGAUGCUGUGAUUGAUCUAUAAAAAGCGUAAGCUACUAAAUUAUUGUACAUUGAAGAUGAUAAAUCAAUCCCACGUCGCUAUCUAUGUGGUUUUUCGAGUAACUUUAAUAGCUUAGAUCAAUCACGGAGGAACAACCCUUCCCAAGAUGACGGAAAAAAUAACGAUCAACUACUUCCGCACUGAAAGACACUCCGUCGCAAUAUCACCAAUAUGUAUGUCAAUAGGGUUAUUGUUCUGAAACCACACUACACUGCACAGUGAUGUUGGUCACUCAUUGAAGCAUAUAAAACAACGGUUUGCGCUUUGCUUGAUAUUGAGCGAGCUUGCGAUGACUAGGCUCUACUCAAUAGAGAAGUCAACAAUAAUAAGUUUAGUGAUAGAUUAAUUUGUAUACUUGGGAUCUCUGGUAAACGCCGAAAAUGACAGAAGUAAGGAGCGCCUAGCAAGACAAGGAUCUGCCCAUCAAUUGCAGACAAUCUAAAUAAUAUCUAAAAAGUAUCGUGUAUCGCAGAAGGUUCUCGGUCAGACCAUAAAGGUUUUAACCAAGACAUUAAGAUCACUAAUCAGAUUUUAAAGACUGUUCGCACCUACACGAACUCUUAUAUGAGAUUGUCAAAUUGUUUGUGAUAGCAAAAGCAAAAAUAUGUUCUACUUUUUUCUUGUCAUGCAAAAACCAAACAAAUAUCAGUACCUUCGUAGUCCGAAUAGUAUGCUUUCGCGUACAUGGAACGUGACAAAGCGGUCCCAAUGCGGUCUAUAGCGGACAAUAAUUUAACUUCGUUCACCAUACUUGUAGAAGGCUCAUAUCUUGCCAAGAUAGUGUAUACAGGAUCCGGCUUUCAAACUGCUACAUUACUAAAACAAUCUUUAUUACAUAGCACUCGAAACUGCAAUGGAUAACUCCUCGUCGCUUUAUUUCUUUGUGUCAAACUUUUGUAAUCGAGUGCUUUCCAGAAAAAAGAGAAACGUUGUGCUGUGAUUGCCUUACUCCGAGCUGAACAACGGCAGAAGGAUCCGAUUUACGUGUGUGUGGAUAUUUUGUACAUCGUACAUUCAAAAGAUACCUGCAGACCGAAAGUAGGGUAGGGAACAUAUUCUAAGCAGCUUUAGAAACCGCCUGUGUAUUGAGACGAAAUUCUCGAAAUACAUAUGUUGGGUGAAAUUCAAACAGAAGUAUAUCAAUCUGUUCCCUAUCUUUUUCUUUGUCAGAACUUGUUUUCAGAUUGUAAAACUAAGUUAGCAAACUUUAGCAAUAAUCAAUUAAUGUUACCAAUCGAGGAACACUAUUCCAAUCACCCUGAACUUAUUUUAAGCAGUUUCCAUCUGUUUUGCAGGCGUUUUUUUUUCAGCACCUGAAGUGGCUUCUGAAAGGCUGCAAUAUAGGUCGAUUUGUUUCAGUCAAUGUUUGUUCACAGAUUUGUUUGUGAUUAACGGUAUUUCUUGUAUUCGCAACACAGCUAGGGGGCUGUUCAAUAAUUACGUAAGCAUAUUUUUCCACUUUUUCAAUCCCCCCUCUCCCCCUUGUAAGACAUCGUAAAAUUUUUUGAUACCCCCCUCUCCCCCCUAGUAAGAUCUUACUAUAUAUACUAUAGAUAGAUUUAUAUAAUAGUUUUAUCAUCUUGAAGCAAGCACAAUACUUCGUUUCCUCUUCUGUCCUUAAUUCGAGUUAAUCGUCCUUCCGUAACCGUUCACACUUUCAUGAACAUGAUUUUUUGAAUAGCUCCAUUACCAAUGUUUUUCAUACGUAAGAUAAUUAAUUCACCCCCUCCCUCCCCUGUAAGAUAGCGUAAGAAAAUUGCACACUCCCCCUCCCCCCCUAUUUGCUUACGUAAUUAUUGAACGGCCUCUAGACAAUCAAAGUUUUCGUUUCCCUCAUUGAAAUUGUCGAUAUUGAUCAAAAUUCAGGAGUUUGAGGCCUGUUUUCUUCGACUGAUUAAGAGGGCAACGUUAGGAAGGUUGGAGAAUAUCGUGUUUACCGACAAGAAACGAGGAAAUUUUUUGAUGGUUGUCACUGUGGGGUUUUUUAGGUAGAGGCCGGAAAUCAACUCAGAUUUCAUUUCGAAAUCAGAAUUGCCAAAUACGAUCCAAUAAAGGUAUUUCCACUCUUUGCGUUUCAAGAAUAGCCACGUUGUAGACUUGUGCCCAAGAGGUGCGAUCUCCAAGGAAAGUGUCACUCACGUUUAGUAAGUCUUCGAGGUACAUUACUUUACAUACAUUACUUUACAUUACAUUUACAUCAUUAUGAAAUUCAUUGGUUGAGGGUUUUGAAGGUAGCCCGUUCAUUUGAUUCCAAUUUUGUUCAGAUCGGUUGUGUAUGUAGUUUUUGUGGUAAUGAAGUUUUGUGAUUUUCACAUUUUGGUGCAUGACGGACAAAGUUACAGUCUGAUUACGGAAUAAUUUAAUUGUGUAUUAUGUGGUAGCUGCACCCUUCAUUUGACACUAAUUUUGUGAAAAUCGAUCCAACCAUCUCUGAGAAAAAUGAGUGAGUUCAAGCAGUCUUUGGAAUAUGUUUCUUUUCGAAACGUGAUUUCACAUUUUCAUACAUAACGGACGAAUUUACCGUCCGAUUACAAUAAAAUUCAAUAGAUUUUUAUGGGGCAACUGAACCUUCCGUACAAUACUAAUUUUGUGAAAAUCGGUUUAGUCAUCUUUAUUAAAAAUUAGUGAAUUUUAACAGGUUCCGGAACACGUUUCUUUUAAUAACUUUUGAACCACAUUCUUAACCUUCAUAAAAAUCAUUAGUUACGGAUUUUCAAGGCAGUCUUUUCAUUUGAGACCAAUUUUGUAAAAAUUCGUGAUUUACACAUUGUGAAACACAGUGCCUAAACUUAAAGUACGAUGACAAUGAAGUUCGAUAGCACCCUAUAAGGCUACUAGACCUUUCAUUUGCAACUAAUUUCAUGACAAUCAUGAAAAUCGGUCUAGCCAGCUCUGAGAAGAGUGAGUGAGGAAAAAAGUUGCACAUUCACAUUCACACACAUACACAAACACACACAGGCACACACAACUACUAAACAGCGCAUGCGCGAAUGUGUUGGUAUGCGCAGUGUAAAUAGAUCGACUAUCAAUUUUAUCAUUAGCAGUUUUAAUUGUAUAUAAAUUGUUGAUAAAAAAUAAUAUUCAACCUUUAAAAAUGAGUUAUUUUCUUCGUUUGAAUAUUAAAAUUGUUUUCGCAUAGUUUCAACAUUAUCUGGACAUAAAAUCUAACAAAACUAGAAAACGUUGUUAAAUAUACGAUAACAAAAGUUGGAGUGAUAUUGGUUACACUGCAAGCGUCUUGUUUAUCAUCUGACAGCGCAUUUUGACCCACUUCGAAUGAAUAUAGAAACCGUUCAUAUAAUUCAAAUAUUAUUUUGAUCAAGAAAUUUUACGUUGGCCGCUGAACACUACGACUUUUGUCCUAAGGAAAAGCCCUUUACAGGUACGUAGUGUGGUUAUUAGAUGGAGUAAUGUCUUACAAAAAGACGUAGUGAGGAUAUUGUUAUUAUUGAGCUCAUGUCAUUGAAAACUUCUCCAAAACCAACAAAAACGAGCUUGUACACUUACAUGACUACUUUAGUGUUCGACAUCGGACCGGGUAGGGUCCGGUCCGAAGUCCGAUCGGAUCGUCAAAAAUCUGUUCACGUGGUAUGUGGAUGGCCCCUAUACAGAUUUUUGAACGAUUUUGUAAUUUUUAUACUUCAUUAGUGUGGCAAGGAAAAGGGGGGUUGUACAUUAACUAUUUGUAAGCUCCUAAACACCUAACUUGCUUACUGUGCCUACCUGCUGCGAUUGGUGGGUAUGUUGCUAUAACAUUGUUUUUUCUUAGUAUCCCAGUGGCGUAGUAAGGGUUGAAGGUAUACUAAUUUUAUUAUUUGUAAACUAUUAAAAUGCACAUCGUGAAAGUUUAUAUACAGAAUAUGAGACGUGGUUUUGUGACAACUCUGUCAUCUGAGACUUUGUUAUAUCUCAGUGGCGUAGUUAGGGGAAAGGGAGGGGGGUAGAUGAAUGUGGUCAAUCUUUAUUAAUUUUUAAACCGCCUAACUGAUUGUUAUUUAAUUCGGUAAAUACAGGUCGUAAAGUGGCAUACAUGAUUCAAAAACUUUAAAUUAUGUCUAACGGGGUAGCAACUACAAAUUUGUUCAUUGUAAACUCCUAAACGCCAAACAUGAACACUUCGAAACACCAAAGAUGAUCAUUGUGUUAUUCUGUACAAAUACGAAUCCGGUGAUAUUGAAUUUCCUGUAUCUCGGUGGCGUAGUUAAAGAAAAGGGGGAAUUGCAACAACCUUCAUUAUUUUUUAAUUGUCUAAUACUUCAUAAAUUUGUUUUUUUUUUGUAUUGCAAAGUAGAGAUCGUCAAUUUUUAUCAUCAUUUAAUUUGAUUGCAAGGUGUUUUAAGUCUCAAGGGUGUUUUAAUGAUGUUGGUUUCCAACAGAUUUUUUUCGCUUUCGCAACCGUGGAUUGGGAAAUUUCUCACGCCUCCUUCAAUAUGCGGCAAAAUUGUAAUGUUAUGACGGGAACUAUUGAACUAUUAAAAAUGUCAAGACGUG
Wyeomyia smithii (pitcher-plant mosquito) is the source of this 9544-nucleotide messenger RNA. RefSeq names its product G-patch domain and KOW motifs-containing protein. The record is from RefSeq and is a predicted model, not a curated record. The coding region runs from base 190 to 1644 and encodes 484 amino acids. The transcript is spliced from 4 exons. Gene Ontology annotation, cellular component: spliceosomal complex. Gene Ontology annotation, biological process: mRNA splicing, via spliceosome. Lineage: Eukaryota; Metazoa; Arthropoda; Insecta; Diptera; Culicidae.